GCUUCCGCCCCUUCUCCUCUGUUCAUCACAAAAUCAACAAAACACACACAGAAAAGAUCAACACAAAACUCUCAGAGAAUUCUAUUUUUUCGAUUAGCGUAGGAAUACUUAUCGAUCGAGCUUUUUGGCUAUGGCGAAAACGGAAGGCAGAGCAAUUGGCAUCGAUCUCGGCACGACGUACAGCUGCGUCGGGGUAUGGCAGAACGACCGCGUCGAAAUUAUUCCAAACGAUCAGGGGAACAGGACGACUCCGUCCUACGUCGCAUUUACCGACACCGAGAGGCUGAUAGGCGACGCCGCGAAGAAUCAGGUCGCGAUGAAUCCUCAGAACACUGUUUUCGACGCCAAGCGUCUCAUCGGCCGGCGGUACUCCGAUCCGUCGGUGCAGAGCGACAUGAAGCACUGGCCGUUUAAGGUGAUUCCAGGUGCCGGCGAUAAGCCGAUGAUUCAGGUACAGUAUAAAGGAGAGGAGAAGCUCUUCUCUCCGGAGGAGAUUUCGUCUAUGGUUUUGACGAAGAUGAAGGAAGUCGCGGAGGCUUUCCUCGGCGGCGAGGUGAAAAACGCCGUCGUAACUGUUCCUGCUUAUUUCAACGAUUCGCAGCGUCAGGCGACGAAGGACGCCGGCGCGAUUUCUGGAAUGAACGUCAUGAGGAUCAUCAACGAGCCUACAGCUGCUGCAAUCGCCUACGGAUUGGAUAAAAAAGCUUCUAGAAGCGGCGAGAAGAACGUUCUGAUCUUCGAUCUCGGCGGCGGUACUUUCGACGUCUCUCUGUUAACGAUUGAGGAAGGAAUUUUCGAAGUAAAAGCCACCGCCGGCGACACGCAUCUCGGCGGCGAAGAUUUCGACAACCGUAUGGUGAAUCACUUCGCGUCGGAGUUCAAGCGGAAGCACAGAAAGGACAUCAGCACCAACGCCAGAGCGCUCCGGCGACUGAGAACCGCCUGCGAGAGAGCAAAAAGGACACUCUCCUCCACCGCACAGACGACAAUCGAAAUCGAUUCUCUAUUCGAAGGUAUCGAUUUCUAUGCUACCAUUACCAGAGCUCGAUUCGAGGAGCUAAACAUGGAUCUGUUCCGGAAAUGUAUGGAGCCUGUGGAGAAAUGCUUGAGAGACGCCAAAAUCGACAAGAGCCACGUAAACGACGUCGUUUUAGUCGGAGGAUCGACACGAAUCCCCAAAGUGCAGCAGCUUUUGCAGGACUUCUUCAAUGGUAAGGAGUUAUGCAAAAGCAUAAACCCUGAUGAGGCCGUAGCGUACGGCGCCGCAGUGCAGGCGGCGAUCCUAAGCGGCGAAGGUAACGAGAAGGUCCAGGACCUCCUCCUCCUCGAUGUAACGCCGUUAAGCCUCGGCAUUGAAACCGCCGGCGGAGUAAUGACGACGUUAAUCCCUCGCAACACUACGAUCCCCACUAAGAAGGAGCAAAUCUUUUCGACGUAUGCCGACAACCAGCCCGGCGUACUGAUCCAGGUCUUUGAAGGCGAACGGCAAAUGACGAAGGACAACAACCUCCUCGGAAAAUUCGAGCUAAAAGGGAUUCCGCCGGCGCCGCGUGGCGUGCCGCAGAUCAACGUGUGCUUCGACCUCGACGCCAACGGGAUUCUCCACGUUACGGCGGAGGAUAAGACGGCCGGCGUGAAGAACACGAUCACGAUCACCAACGACAAGGGCCGGCUGAGCAAGGAAGAGAUCGAGCGGAUGGUGAACGACGCCGAGAGGUAUAAAGCCGAGGACGAGGCAAUGAAGAAGAAAGUAGAGGCGAAGAAUGCGCUAGAGAAUUAUGCGUAUAGUAUGCGGAAUACGGUGAGAGAUGAAAAGGUCGCGGCGAAAUUGGGUGGCGAUAAGGAUAGGGUUGAGAAGGCGGUUGACGACGCGAUCGAUUGGCUCGACCGGAAUCAGCUCGCCGAGGUCGACGAGUUUGAGGAUAAGUUGAAGGAGUUGGAGGGAGUGUGCAAUCCGAUUAUAUCGAAGAUGUAUCAGGGCGGCGCCGGCGGCGAUGAUAUGCCGGGGAGUGGUGGCGGUAGUGGCGGAAGUGGUGGCGCCGCCGCCGGAGGGCCGAAGAUUGAAGAAGUUGAUUAAGGUAUUGUGUUAUGUGAGAGUGAUGUGAUGAGGUUUUAUGUAGUUGAUGUGUAUGGUUUGUGUUUUGUUGUGUUGAGGUUUUGAGACAUUGUGGUGUAAUGUUCAUUGUGGACGUUUAAUAAAAUUAUUUAAGGAGUA
Molecule: messenger RNA, 2215 nt
Organism: Andrographis paniculata
Lineage: Eukaryota; Viridiplantae; Streptophyta; Magnoliopsida; Lamiales; Acanthaceae
Product: heat shock 70 kDa protein-like
Exons: 1
Coding region: 131-2077 (648 amino acids)
Biological process (GO): cellular response to unfolded protein; protein refolding
Cellular component (GO): cytoplasm
Molecular function (GO): ATP binding; heat shock protein binding; ATP-dependent protein folding chaperone
Source: RefSeq, a predicted model, not a curated record